AUGGCGUCCUCUGGAAAUCCAAUUUGGAAUUAUUUUCGUCGCAACGAAAGCACAGCAACAUGUAUUGUCUGUAUGAAGGAGUUGAGCUUGGGCAGCUCACAGCCCAAAAAUCAGACAGUGUCCAGUAUUAAAAAACACUUGGAAAAGGUACAUCCCAGUGAGUAUGCAGCAUUCCAUACAUUGGAACAGGAGUAUGUACAGAACAAAAGUCAAAAUGUCAAUUUGAAGCGGAGGGCAAAACGAAAAAGGCUAAAAGAACGUAAGGAGGCCCUAGAAGGACCCAGGGAAAAGAAGAAACCAGGACGUAAACCAAAAAUCGAGAAAUACUCUGAAACAGAGGAUAUGGAACAAAACAAUGCCGAUACCAUAGAAAUAAUUGUGCAUGAUCCGUUGGAAGAGAGUGAGCUACCUUCGAGCAUCAAAGUUGGAAAAUCCGAGGAGGAUUUGUCAACAUCAGCUCUAGAAUUCAAGAGGCAUUCAGUUCGACCCAGUGACUCGGCUCUGAACAAACGCAUCGAUAAAUCCAUAUUAGAUCUGCUGGUGGUAGAUAUGCUACCAUUUAGUACUGUUGAAGGAGAAGCUUUUAAACGCCUGAAUAUUGGUGAUCCCUGUCGAUCGACGAAAUAUAUUCCAAAAUCCCAGCGGUACUAUAGGAACACGUUAAUGCCAGAAACCUAUGCUGAUGUAAAGAAAAAGGUAAUCACUUCCUUGGAACAAGCAGAAUGGGUAACUCUUGCCACAACAGACUGGAUAGAUUCAUCAAAAACGUAUCACAUUCAAGUAGUGUCCGGCCACUUUCUGUAUGACAACCAAAAGCAUAUGGUAGUAUUACACAUGAGCCCACAAACCACUAGCAGCCCCAAAGCAAAUCUUCUAGACUUGAGUCGACAAUUCAAUAUUCUUGACAAAGUCCAUGUGAAUGUAACGAAUGCUGGAGAUGAUCAAACCAUCAUUGAAUGGUUUAAUGUAGUGCAGUGUUCAGCUUUUCUGCUGGAAAAGGUCAUUAGAGAGUCUAUUUUAUUGGGGGACAAUAUCGAAAUACUUAAGAGGAAAUGUCUGAGCAUUGCUGACCAUUUCGACAAUUGCCCGCAGUCAAUGAUAAAUCUACACGAAUGCCAAGAAAUAUGUGGCUUGGCUGAACAAACACUGCUUCUGGACACCCAUGAUAGUUGGACUUCAACAUUCCUAAUGUGGCAAAGAAUCUACGAACAAAAACCCGCCCUUGAGUUGUACACACAGCAGUACGGUGAUCUAAAAAUUCCCUCAGAUUAUGAAUGGCAACAAAUUGAAUAUUUAAAUUCGAUUCUGAAAAUACUCUACCAAGCCUGGUUGGAUAUUAAUUCGGAUGCAGCUUGCGCAUCCUUGGUCAUACCUUUGCUGACAAUGUUAAAUGCCAAGUUUGAACCAAAAACUCACGAUCCCCCCGAGCUAGCUUUCAUGAAGCAGAAACUCAAACAACAUUUAAAUGUAAAUUUUGCCUUUAUUCAUCAGACAUCGUUUCUGAUAAUUGCCACCCUUCUGGACCCACGUUUCAAGAUGCGUUAUUUAACCGAGAACCAAUUGGCAUCGUGUCACUCUGAAAUGAAACAUAACCUGCGUAUAUCGCUGAACUUGCAAGAUGAAGAAACCAGCAUUAAUCCUUCCUUCAAUACCCUGCCACCCACAAAUAACUACAAAUUUUAUAAUACAUCCGAUCUUUGGGAAGACCACGACAGUUCCACAAUAAUAGCGAAUAACAACAGCAGUGAGCAUAUUUUUCUGGCCUUCGAACAACAGCUUAGUUUCUAUCUGAAAGAGCCGUUGAUAGCAAGAAAUGGGAAUAUUUAUCAAUAUUGGAACUUGACGCCCUAUGAAUAUUUACGUAAACUGGCCUAUAAAUACUUGACAGCACCACCCACUAGUCUUUGUGCCAACGAAACGAUUAGCAGUGUGGCCACGUUAUAUGUGGAACGAAGGCUGGCUACGCUACAAAAUGAUGAUGAAGAUGAUAAGUUGUUGUUUAUGUCUUGCAAUAUAAAGUUAUUCAAUUUUGAAUAUUAA
This is a messenger RNA of Musca domestica (house fly), 2040 nucleotides long. RefSeq names its product zinc finger BED domain-containing protein 4-like. The record is from RefSeq and is a predicted model, not a curated record. Bases 1 to 2040 code for a protein of 679 amino acids. The transcript has a single exon. NCBI's taxonomy places the organism in Eukaryota, Metazoa, Arthropoda, Insecta, Diptera, Muscidae. Gene Ontology annotation, molecular function: DNA binding.